UUCCUUGAUACGUGCUCGGGGGACUAAAAAAAAAAGUCUAUGCUGGAUUUGUGUGUUUUGGAAAAGAGUUCAUGUUGACUUGUUGCUUACAAACCGCACGAACACGCAAUUUUUUUAACGAUAAAUGUCCGUUUGAUGUCAGGAAAUCAUAUAUGAUGACGUGAUCGGGACAGCCCCGCAACCGGCGCACAAGUCUCAGAUACACCGCCACGUCACUGAUCGGCGGAAGAGUCAGAGAAACAAACCCGGAAUACAGUCCCGAGUCCCCGCUGCGGACUAGCUAUCAGACACCGUUUGUUUGACAGUUUCUUACCAAAAGAAGACCAGUCGAUACGCGGUGAAGAUGACUGCGUCUAACUGGGGUCUCAUCAUGAACGUGGUGAACAGCAUCGUAGGAGUCAGUGUCCUCACCAUGCCCUUCUGCUUCAAACAGUGUGGGAUAGUGCUGGGAACUCUCCUGUUGUUCUUCUGUUCGUGGAUGACCCACAAGUCUUGCAUGUUCCUGGUCAACACAGCGAGCAGCACCAAAAGAAGGACCUAUGCAGGACUGGCGUUCCAUGCUUACGGGAAACCAGGAAAGACUGUGGUGGAGUUGAGUAUGAUCGGUUUGAUGUUGGGGACCUGUAUUGCCUUCUAUGUAGUGAUAGCUGAUCUGGGCUCCAAUUUCUUCGCUCAGCUGUUGGGUUUACAGGUGACCGGCAUUUUCCGCGUGCUGCUGCUGAUCGCCGUGUCCCUGUUCAUCGUCCUCCCUCUGAGUCUGCAGAGGAACAUGAUGUCCUCCAUCCAGUCCUUCUCCGCCAUGGCUCUCAUGUUCUACACCUUCUUCAUGUUCACGGUGGUGCUGUCCUCGUUCAAACAUGGGCUGCUCAGCGGCUGGUGGCUAGGGCAGGUCAAUGUGGUGCGCUGGGAGGGUGUGUUUCGCUGUCUCCCCAUCUGUGGGAUGGCCUUCGCCUGUCAGUCGCAGGUGCUGCCGACUUACGACAGCCUGGACGAGCCGUCCGUCAAACGCAUGAGCACCAUCUUCACCUCGAGCCUCAACGUGGUCACCGUCUUCUACAUCACUGUGGGCUUCUUUGGCUACGUCAGUUUCACGGAGAACAUUGCGGGCAACGUGCUGAUGAACUUCCCGUCCAACCUGGUCACAGAGAUGAUUCGUGUGGGCUUUAUGAUGUCUGUGGCCGUAGGGUUCCCCAUGAUGAUCCUGCCCUGUCGCCAGGCCAUCAACACCAUGCUUUUUGAGCAGCAGCAGAAGGAUGGGACGUUUGCUGCCGGGGGAUACAUGCCUCCUCUGCGCUUUAAGAUGAUCACCCUCUGCAUUGUGUUUGGCACCAUGCUGGGAGGCAUUCUCAUCCCCAAUGUGGAAACCAUUCUGGGUCUGACUGGAGCCACUAUGGGCAGCCUCAUCUGCUUCAUAUGCCCUGCUCUCAUCUACAAGAAGAUCCAGAAGAACAGCCUCAUUUCUCAGCUGGUGCUCUGCGUGGGUCUGGGCAUCCUGCUGGUCAGCACCUUCACCACCCUCUCCAUUUCGGCCACAAGCCCCGGCACCAAGGUCAAAGCUCCUCCCCCUCCAGCACCUGUCAAGAACAACCUGCUGCUACCAGACCUUCCUGAACACCACGACAACGCUCUGAACAAGAAGCCAGUGGAGAUAGAAAAACCUGACCUUCCAGCUGUGAAGGUGGUCCAACCAGUAGACGGGGACCCGCCGGAGCCCCCCCAGAUUAAAGGACCAGUGGAACUACCUGAGAGGAAGGAGGAAGAGGCGCAGUUGGACCGCCCUGGUGCUGGUGUUGCGCUGCCAGAGGGCGAGGCCCAUCGGCAUGAACCACCCAUCCCUCACGACGCGGUCAUGGUGGACAAAAGAAAGAACAACGCAGAGCUGGAGGAAAACAACAAACAACCCGAGGAACCUAAAAGAGAUGAAGUGCAAGGUUUAGGGCAUGCUGUGGUGGUGGUGGUAGAGGACAAAGAAGACAACACGGGUGAGGAGAAACCAAAGCCUGUAGUGGCUGUUGUGGGGAAAGAGGAGGUGGAUUUGGGUGGAGGUGAAGCCCGGUCCAAUGAAGUGCUGGAGAAGCCCGGUGCAGAGGCAGACAAAAAGCAGGACGUUCCUCAGCUUAAAGAAGUAGAGAACCUCGAUCCGGUGAAAGAUCCUCAAGCAGGGAAUGUAGCUGAGGAGGUCAAUCAAGUGGGCAAAGCUCCAGAUGCUGCAGAGAAGCCUCCACUUUCUGAAGGAGAGCAUCACCCUGCUGCAGAUGUGGCUCCAGCUGCAGGUGUGGCUCCAGCUGCAGACAGCAAAGACACAGCAGAUGAGAAAAUGGACGUGAUAAAAAAGCUGGUUGCAGAAGGCCAGCUCGACCACGCAGUGCUACUGCAGGUGAUCCAGCAGCAGCAAGAGCAGCAGAAGAGACUUCUUGACCAGCAGGAAAAACUACUGGAUUUCAUAGAAGAGCAACACAAGGAAAUCCACCAGAAACAACCUGCCGGGGCUGCUGACGGUGAGGCAGAGAAAGGCCUCCAGGAGGGGAUGGAAGGUGGAGCAGCAAAGCCCAAAGAGUCUGGCCUGGACUCGGACGUGAAGCAGCCGAUGGAGGCAGCUGGAGCUGGUGCUGUAGUUGGUGCUGGAGCUGGAGGUGGAGCUGCUGUUGGAGCUGCUGUUGGAGCUGGUGCUGGAGCUGGUGCUGGUGCUGGUGCUGGAGCUGCUGUUGGGGCUGGUGCUGGAGGUGGAGCUGCUGUUGGAGCUGGAGGAGCGGACCCUCAGGCCGUGGACCAGAAUCGAGAACAGGCCAGGCAUCAGGGUGCAGAGGUUGGGGAUCCAAAAGUAGCUGGUCAAGCAGCUUACAAGGAGGAUGUCCAUGUUGCAAUCGGAGGAGAAUCCCUUAAGCAGAGUGAGCUCGGGGCAAGGGGAGUGCCACUGGUAAAGAAAAAAUCUGAUAACCGUCAACCAGUUGAUCAGGAAGCUCAUCUUAAAGAUGAUGAGGUGAAGAAGAAAAUUGAAAAUCUUAAAAAAGAGCAGAUAGAGAAAGAGGUUCAUGCAAGAGUGGAAAAAGAACGGCUUGAUCGCGAGAUGAAGGCGCUGGAGAUGGAGAGAGCCGUAAAGGAUAAACUCGCACAGGAAAAGGCUGCAGAAGAGAAACUUCAGCGGGAGAUGCAGAAAAUAGACAAUGAAAUACUUGAGAGAGCGAAGAAAGAGAAACAGAUAGAAGAGGCUCAGGAGAGGCAGGCCCAGCUAAAGCGAGUUAUAGAAGACAGACAGGCUGCACAGGGGGCUGAGAGAGAAGAUGGUGAAGCUUUGAAGAAAGGCGGACGAGACCUCAAAGAGAAAGCUGCUGCUGCUCAGGAGGACCCCGGAGAAGGUGUGGAAGACGGGGCCGUCAAAGCCGAGGCUCGCCCCCGGGGCUCCCACGAGAAGAUCGGGGACCAGAGAGAGAUGGAUCUAAGACGGAGACGCAGGGCACUGGGACCGAGAGAAGCCGGAGGGCGCCCGGAGGAGACCGGUGCGUCCAGGGGGAUGCCGGGGCUGGAGCCCCUGCUGGAGCUGGGGGGCUCCGACCUGCACGUGGCCCUGGAGGAGCAGCUACUGGCUGGGGCAGUGGUGCACUCGCGGCAGAUUAAACAGGCCUCAGAGGACGAGGGGGUGAAAUAACACACACACACGCACACACACACACAUUCUCGCUCAAUGAUUGGACAGCAAGUUCAACAAAUACUGUACACCUGCAGAAAACUUCUAAUGGUGUGGACUAUUACAUCGUUUCCUUUAAUUCUUUCUUGCCUUCGGAAAUGAUAUGGAGAAAGAGGAACACUUUCUCUUUCUCGAUACUGUGUUCUCCGCAAACAACCCAAAGACUUUUACUAAAGAGCAAAGUAUGCAUGUAAAUAUUAACUUAUUUUUGUCUCUAGGGGGGAGGAUUUUGAAGAAGUUACUGUUGAAAUGUAUAUAAAUCUAUGCAAUACCUUUCUCUAGUGUGUAGGCAGGUUGGAUGUAUUAGUCACUUUUCAUUCACCAGCUUCGUGGAGUCUGCCUCUCUGGAGGAUCUGUUUGUGCUUUGUCUCCUGAGCUUGGUUAGUUUGUUAGUAUUUAUCUUUUACUUUGAUAUGUAUGUAUUGUAAUAUUUGCUGUGUUAAAUUGUGAUCAAUGUUUCUUUGAAUCUACAUGUCGGGCACCUUGGUAAGAGUCUUCUCACUAUACUUUCAAAUGAAAGUGAAGGUAUUCAGCCUCAUGCUGGGGCUACGAGGUAUAUAGUGAAGUGUAGGCUUACGUUUGAUAAACUGGACAACGAAGCAGCUGGAUCCAUGACUGUAGUUAUCAAUCAUUCUAUCUUUCCAUAUAUAUAUAUAUAUAUAUAUAUGUUCCCUGUUGAUUGAUCGGUGCCUUCCAAUCCAUAUGCUGCUGUUCUAUCAAAACAAAAUGGGGCAUUUUUUUCCCCCCUCAAUUUGUGUUCUUUUUGCUUCUACUCUUACUGUAAAGAGUACAGAAAUGUUAGAAGAAACAAAUCCGUACAUUGGGUUAAGGACAGUGGAAUCUGGUCUAUGUUUGUAGUGUUUUUGUUAUCCAACUUUUCUGAAACAGGCUAUUUUUCUACUUUCUCUAUGUGCAUUGUAUUUCUGUACAUUUUGCUGAUAAGAAUGAAUAAAAAACAUGAUUACA
This is a messenger RNA of Anarrhichthys ocellatus (wolf-eel), 4651 nucleotides long. RefSeq names its product solute carrier family 38 member 10 (gene slc38a10). Gene Ontology annotation, biological process: amino acid transmembrane transport. NCBI's taxonomy places the organism in Eukaryota, Metazoa, Chordata, Actinopteri, Perciformes, Anarhichadidae. Gene Ontology annotation, cellular component: membrane. The transcript is spliced from 18 exons. The record is from RefSeq and is a predicted model, not a curated record. Bases 344 to 3646 code for a protein of 1100 amino acids. Gene Ontology annotation, molecular function: L-amino acid transmembrane transporter activity.